This is a messenger RNA of Hipposideros armiger (great roundleaf bat), 1065 nucleotides long. It is a transcript of the gene KLK8, whose product is annotated as kallikrein related peptidase 8. The transcript has 5 exons. Lineage: Eukaryota; Metazoa; Chordata; Mammalia; Chiroptera; Hipposideridae. The record is from RefSeq and is a predicted model, not a curated record. Gene Ontology annotation, biological process: neuron projection morphogenesis; memory; proteolysis. Gene Ontology annotation, molecular function: serine-type endopeptidase activity. Gene Ontology annotation, cellular component: secretory granule. Bases 258 to 1043 code for a protein of 261 amino acids.
UCUGAACCUCUUCUACCUUAAAACUCAGGAGGUAUCUGGGACCCUAAUUCCCUCCUUGCCGGGAAUGGAAGAAUCCAGGCCCUCAGCGCCCUCUAUCUUCAGACCCAAGAGUCUGGGUCCCAGCCACUUCCUCCUGCAGGACCCUGAAGAACAGCUCAGAUGCUCUGCUCCCUUCCCAAUCUCAAGAUCCCACUAGAAUUUCAGGCUCCUCCCUCCUCAUCUCUCAGCCCCGCGUUCUCUCUCCCCCAGACCCCACCAUGGGACGCUCACCACCUGCCACAAUAUGGACCUGGGUGUCCCUGCUCUUGCUGUUGAAAACCUGCACAGCUGCAGGACACUGGAGGGCACAGAAGCCCAAGGUGCUGGGGGGCCAAGAGUGCCAGGCCCAUUCGCAGCCUUGGCAGACGGCCUUGUUCCAGGGCGUCCAGCUGCUAUGCGGGGGUGUCCUCAUAGAUGACAACUGGGUCCUCACGGCAGCCCACUGUAAAACACUGAAGUACACAGUACGCCUCGGAGAUCACAGCCUGCAGACAAACGAAGGGACAGAACAAGAAAUGGCUGUGGUUCAGUCCAUUCCACACCCCUGCUACAACAACAACAGCGAUGACCACAACCAUGAUCUGAUGCUCAUUCGACUAAGUGAUCCUGCAUCCCUAAGACCCGAAGUGAAGCCCAUCAACCUGACAGAUCACUGCCCUGAAGUUGGCCAGACGUGCACCAUCUCGGGGUGGGGCACUGUUACUAGUCCCCAAGAGGAUUUUCCUGAUACUCUCAACUGUGCAGAAGUAGAAAUACUUCCCCAGAAGCUGUGUGAGGAUGCCUACCCUGGGAAAGUCUCAGAGGAUAUGAUCUGUGCAGGCGACAGCACUGGGGCUGACUCAUGCCAGGGCGAUUCCGGGGGCCCACUGGUGUGUAGUGGCGUUCUCCAGGGUAUCACAUCCUGGGGAUCAAACCCUUGUGGGCAGCCCCAGAGACCUGGCAUCUACACCAACCUCUGCCUCUACCUGGACUGGAUCAAGAACACCAUAGGCAGCAGUCGCUGAUUCUAGGAUGAGCUCUGGAGCU